UAGUCCCCCUACCCUUCGCAGCACCAUGUCGUGCGGUACUAUUGCCCAACAUAUCAAGCGAGAAGAGUGUUUCUGGCCCCCCUUGGAGCUUCCCUUGGCACAUAGAUCAGCGGUGACAAACCCAAACCCAGGUAGCCGUGCAGGAGAAGGAGGUCCUGCUGCCACGGAGACCAGGAGCAGAGGCAGCUUCCGGGGAAGGAUGGUGCAGAAGGUCUUCCUUGAAGAUGCAGCAAGCUCAGACAUACCACGCCAGUGUUUCAGGCGGCUCCGCUACCAGGCUGCUGAGGGGCCCCGAGAGUCUUGCAAUCAACUCCACCGACUUUCCCGGGAGUGGCUGAGGCCAGAGCAACACACCAAAAACCAAAUCCUGGACCUGGUGGUCCUGGAGCAGUUCCUGGCCAUCCUGCCAGUGGAGAUGGCAAACUGGGUGAGGGAGUGUGGAGCAGAGAGCAGUUCCCAGGCAGUGGCCCUGGCGGAGGGCUUCCUCCUGAGCCAGUCAGUGGAGAACAAAUUGGAGGAGGAGCAGGUGAAGAAUCUGUUUGUAGAAGCGGGACCUGAUUCCCUGCAGCAGAGAGAGCUGUCUCAGGCACCGAACUGCGUCCACCAGAAACCGAGAUCAAGCGGGAGCGAUAAGGGUGCCUCUCCCUUCAGGGUAAAGAUUACUGCGGUGGUGACCUUUCCAAUCGCCAGUUCAGUGUGCAUGUGUGGCUUUUGUGGGGCAGAAUCUGGUCCCUGCUUUUCCGCUAUUUGAAUCUAUAUCUCAUUUUGUACCAGGAGGGACUGCAUACAUUCCUUUUUUUAUAUAAGUUUUAUUUGAAGUAUAAUCCUAAAAAACAACAAACA
Molecule: messenger RNA, 843 nt
Organism: Varanus komodoensis (Komodo dragon)
Lineage: Eukaryota; Metazoa; Chordata; Lepidosauria; Squamata; Varanidae
Gene: ZNF174
Product: zinc finger protein 174
Exons: 3
Coding region: 26-751 (241 amino acids)
Source: RefSeq, a predicted model, not a curated record